CACGCGCAUCCCAUCGCAAGGAAUCUCGUCAACGUCGCAGCAGACGUCCCUCAAGACACGCCAAAGCUUUCUUUUUCGACGUCGCAAGUAAAAUUCGUAAGCGAGCUUGCCAUCAUACCACAGUUCCAUUCUCUGAGUCCAGGACAGAGCAAACAUGGGUCGCAUGCACGCUCCCGGAAAGGGCAUCUCCUCAUCUGCCCUUCCAUACCGCCGCACACCACCAUCAUGGCUCAAAACAACCUCCGAAGACGUCAUCGAGCACAUCAUUAAACUCGCUCGCAAGGGUCUUACACCCUCCCAGAUUGGUGUGACCCUUCGUGACUCGCAUGGGAUCCCCCAGGUGCGGUUCGUCACUGGGAACAAGAUCCUACGGAUUCUCAAGACGCGUGGCCUCGCACCCGCCAUUCCCGAGGAUCUCUACCAUCUCGUCAAAAAAGCUGUCGCAGUACGCAAACAUCUCGAGGUCAACCGAAAAGACAAGGAUUCCAAAUUCCGUCUCAUCCUCAUCGAGAGCAGAAUCCACCGUCUGGCGAGGUACUAUAAGACAAAGCAGGUCAUUCAACCAAAUUUCAAGUAUGAUGCUGCGACCGCCUCGACGUUGAUUGCUUAG
This is a messenger RNA of Pisolithus orientalis, 610 nucleotides long. Its product is annotated as ribosomal S13/S15 N-terminal domain-containing protein. Bases 155 to 610 code for a protein of 151 amino acids. The record is from RefSeq and is a predicted model, not a curated record. Gene Ontology annotation, cellular component: cytosolic small ribosomal subunit; ribosome; nucleolus. The transcript is spliced from 3 exons. Gene Ontology annotation, biological process: translation. Gene Ontology annotation, molecular function: structural constituent of ribosome; small ribosomal subunit rRNA binding. Lineage: Eukaryota; Fungi; Basidiomycota; Agaricomycetes; Boletales; Pisolithaceae.